CGGACUCCUUUCUGCGGCGGAGGGAUCCACGGCGGAGGCGGCUACGGCCGUAGCCGCUGCCUGAGAGUUGUUGUUUCCUCCUCCUCCUCCUCCGCCUCCGCCGCCGUUGCUUGAAUGGUGGAGCCGAGGCUCGGCUCGUGAACACACACUGACAGCUAUAGGGCAGGCGGCGGCACCAUCCCCGCUUCCCCUCGGCGGCGGGGUGUCCCGCCGGCGGCCCCGAAGUGACCCAUAAACAUGUCUUGUGAGAGGAAAGGCCUCUCGGAGCUGCGAUCGGAGCUCUACUUCCUCAUCGCCCGGUUCUUGGAAGAUGGACCUUGUCAGCAGGCGGCUCAGGUGCUGAUCCGCGAGGUGGCCGAGAAGGAGUUGCUGCCCCGGCGCACCGACUGGACCGGGAAGGAGCAUCCCAGGACCUACCAGAAUCUGGUGAAGUAUUACAGACAUCUAGCACCUGAUCACUUGCUGCAAAUAUGUCAUCGACUAGGACCACUUCUUGAACAAGAAAUUCCUCAAAGUGUUCCUGGAGUACAAACUUUAUUAGGAGCUGGAAGACAGUCCUUGCUACGUACAAAUAAAAGUUGCAAGCAUGUUGUAUGGAAAGGAUCUGCUCUGGCUGCAUUGCAUUGUGGAAGACCACCUGAGUCACCAAUUAACUAUGGUAGCCCACCCAGCAUUGCGGAUACACUGUUUUCAAGGAAGCUGAAUGGGAAAUAUAGACUUGAGCGACUUGUUCCAACUGCAGUAUAUCAGCACAUGAAGAUGCAUAAACGAAUUCUUGGACACUUGUCAUCUGUGUACUGUGUAACUUUUGACCGUACUGGCAGACGUAUAUUUACUGGUUCUGAUGAUUGCCUUGUGAAAAUCUGGGCAACAGAUGAUGGGAGAUUAUUAGCUACUUUAAGAGGACAUGCUGCUGAAAUAUCAGACAUGGCUGUAAACUAUGAGAAUACCAUGAUAGCAGCUGGAAGUUGUGAUAAAAUGAUCCGAGUCUGGUGCCUUCGAACCUGUGCACCUUUGGCAGUUCUUCAGGGUCACAGUGCAUCUAUUACAUCACUACAGUUCUCACCAUUGUGCAGUGGCUCAAAGAGAUAUCUAUCUUCUACUGGAGCAGAUGGCACUAUUUGUUUUUGGCUCUGGGAUGCUGGAACUCUUAAAAUAAACCCAAGACCUGCAAAAUUUACAGAGCGCCCUCGACCUGGAGUUCAAAUGAUCUGUUCUUCUUUUAGUGCUGGUGGAAUGUUUCUGGCCACAGGGAGCACAGAUCAUAUUAUUAGAGUUUAUUUUUUUGGAUCAGGUCAGCCAGAGAAAAUAUCAGAAUUGGAGUUUCAUACUGACAAAGUUGACAGUAUCCAGUUUUCCAACACUAGUAACAGGUUUGUAAGCGGUAGUCGGGAUGGGACAGCACGUAUUUGGCAGUUUAAACGAAGAGAAUGGAAGAGCAUUUUGUUGGAUAUGGCAACUCGUCCAGCAGGCCAAAAUCUUCAAGGAAUAGAAGAUAAGAUCACAAAAAUGAAAGUAACUAUGGUUGCUUGGGAUCGACAUGACAAUACAGUUAUAACUGCAGUUAAUAAUAUGACUCUGAAAGUUUGGAAUUCUUACACUGGUCAACUUAUCCAUGUCCUGAUGGGUCAUGAAGAUGAGGUAUUUGUUCUUGAGCCACAUCCAUUUGAUCCUAGAGUUCUCUUUUCUGCUGGUCAUGACGGAAAUGUGAUAGUGUGGGAUCUAGCAAGAGGAGUCAAAAUUCGAUCUUAUUUCAAUAUGAUUGAAGGCCAAGGACAUGGUGCAGUAUUUGACUGCAAAUGCUCUCCUGAUGGUCAGCAUUUUGCAUGCACAGACUCUCACGGACAUCUUUUAAUUUUUGGCUUUGGGUCCAGUAGCAAAUAUGACAAGAUAGCAGAUCAGAUGUUCUUUCAUAGUGAUUAUCGGCCUCUUAUCCGUGAUGCCAACAAUUUUGUAUUAGAUGAACAGACUCAGCAGGCACCCCAUCUCAUGCCUCCACCAUUUUUGGUUGAUGUUGAUGGUAACCCUCAUCCAUCAAGAUAUCAAAGAUUAGUUCCUGGUCGUGAAAACUGUAGAGAGGAGCAGCUCAUCCCGCAGAUGGGGGUCACUUCCUCAGGAUUAAACCAAGUUUUAAGUCAGCAAGCAAACCAGGAAAUCAGUCCCCUGGACAGCAUGAUUCAAAGACUACAACAAGAACAAGACCUCAGACGUUCUGGUGAAGCAGGUAUUGGUAACACCAGUCGCUUAAGUAGAGGAUCUGUAAGUUCUACCUCAGAGGUUCAUUCACCACCAAAUGUAGGACUAAGACGUAGUGGACAAAUUGAAGGUGUACGGCAAAUGCAYAGCAAUGCACCAAGGAGUGAGAUAGCCACAGAGCGGGAUCUUGUAGCAUGGAGUCGAAGGGUGGUAGUACCUGAGCUGUCAGCUGGUGUAGCCAGUCGGCAGGAAGAAUGGCGGACUGCAAAGGGAGAAGAAGAAAUAAAGACUUAUAGGUCAGAAGAAAAAAGGAAACACUUAACUGUUGCAAAAGAGAAUAAAAUACUUAGUGUUUCAAAGAAUCAUGCUCAUGAGCAUCUCCUGGAUCUUGGGGAAUCCAAAAAGCAACAAGCAAAUCAACAUAAUUAUCGUACAAGAUCUGCACUGGAAGAGACUCCUAGACCAUUGGAGGAGAUAGAAAAUGGCACUAGUUCUUCAGAUGAAGGUGAAGUGGUUGCUGUCAGUGGUGGAACUUCUGAAGAAGAAGAGAGAGCAUGGCACAGUGAUGGCAGUUCUAGUGACUACUCCAGUGAUUAUUCUGACUGGACAGCAGAUGCAGGAAUUAAUUUACAACCACCAAAGAAAGUUCCCAAGCAUAAAACCAAGAAAGCAGAAAGCAGUUCAGAUGAUGAAGAGGAAUCAGAAAAACAGAAGCAAAAACAUAUUAAAAAGGAAAAGAAAAAAGUAAAUGAAGAAAAAGAUGGAGCAACAUCACCAAAGAAAAAGAAACCCAAAGAAAGAAAACAAAAGAGAUUGGCUGUGGGAGAACUAACUGAAAAUGGUUUGACAUUAGAAGAAUGGUUACCAUCAACAUGGAUUACAGAUACUAUUCCCCGAAGAUGUCCAUUUGUGCCACAGAUGGGUGAUGAGGUUUAUUAUUUCCGACAAGGACAUGAAGCAUAUGUUGAAAUGGCCCGGAAAAAUAAAAUUUAUAGUAUCAAUCCUAAAAAACAACCAUGGCAUAAAAUGGAACUACGGGAACAAGAACUGAUGAAAAUAGUUGGCAUAAAAUAUGAAGUGGGAUUACCUACCCUUUGCUGCCUUAAACUUGCUUUUCUGGAUCCUGAUACUGGUAAACUGACUGGUGGAUCGUUUACCAUGAAAUACCAUGAUAUGCCUGAUGUUAUAGAUUUCCUAGUCUUGAGACAACAAUUUGAUGAUGCCAAAUAUAGGCGGUGGAACAUAGGUGACCGUUUCAGAUCAGUCAUAGAUGAUGCUUGGUGGUUUGGAACAAUUGAAAGCCAGGAACCUCUUCAGCCUGAGUACCCUGAUAGUUUGUUUCAGUGCUAUAAUGUUUGCUGGGACAAUGGAGAUACAGAAAAGAUGAGUCCUUGGGAUAUGGAGCUUAUACCUAAUAAUGCUGUAUUUCCGGAAGAACUAGGUACCAGUGUUCCCUUAACUGAUGUUGAAUGCAGAUCAUUAAUCUAUAAACCUCUUGAUGGAGAAUGGGGUACCAAUACCAGGGAUGAAGAAUGUGAAAGAAUUGUUGCAGGAAUAAACCAGUUGAUGACACUAGAUAUUGCUUCAGCAUUUGUGGCCCCUGUGGAUCUGCAAGCUUAUCCCAUGUACUGCACUGUAGUGGCAUAUCCAACGGAUCUAAGUACAAUUAAACAAAGACUGGAAAACAGGUUUUACAGGCGUGUUUCUUCCCUGAUGUGGGAAGUUCGAUAUAUAGAGCAUAACACACGAACAUUUAAUGAGCCGGGAAGCCCAAUUGUGAAAUCUGCCAAAUUUGUGACUGAUCUUCUUCUACAUUUUGUAAAGGAUCAAACUUGUUAUAACAUAAUUCCACUUUAUAAUUCAAUGAAGAAGAAGGUUUUGUCCGACUCUGAGGAAGAAGAGAAAGAUGCUGAUGUGCCAGGAACUUCUACCCGAAAAAGGAAGGACCAUCAGCCUAGAAGAAGAUUACGUAAUAGAGCUCAGUCUUAUGAUAUUCAAGCAUGGAAGAAACAAUGUCAGGAAUUGUUAAAUCUCAUAUUUCAGUGUGAAGAUUCAGAGCCUUUUAGACAGCCAGUAGAUCUCCUUGAAUAUCCAGACUACAGGGACAUCAUCGACACUCCAAUGGAUUUUGCUACUGUUAGAGAAACCUUAGAAGCUGGGAAUUAUGAGUCACCAAUGGAGUUAUGUAAAGAUGUCAGACUUAUUUUUAGUAAUUCCAAAGCGUAUACACCAAGCAAAAGAUCAAGGAUUUACAGCAUGAGUUUGCGCCUAUCUGCUUUCUUUGAAGAACAUAUUAGUUCAGUUUUAUCAGAUUAUAAAUCUGCUCUGCGUUUUCAUAAAAGAAAUACUAUAACCAAGAGGAGGAAGAAAAGAAACAGAAGUAGUUCUAUUUCCAGUAGUGCCGCAUCAAGCCCUGAAAGGAAGAAAAGGAUUGUAAAACCCCAGUUAAAGUCAGAAAUCUCUACCUCUCCAUUCUCUACACCUACACGAUCAGUACCACCAAGGCAUAAUGCUGCUCAGAUAAAUGGUAAAACAGAAUCCAGUUCUGUGGUUCGAACCAGAAGCAACCGAGUAAUUAUAGAUCCAGUUAUCACUACUGAGCAACCAUCUACUUCAUCAGCUGCAAAGAAUUUUAUUCCAAAAGCUAAUACAUCUGCAGUGCCAGGGAAAACAAUACUAGAAAAUUCUGUGAAACAUUCCAAAACCUUGAAUACUCUUUCGAGUCCUGGUCAAUCCACUUUUAGUCCUGGCACUAGGAAUAAUACUGCAAAAGAAAACGUGGAAAGGGAAAAACCCAUCAAACGUAAAAUGAAAUCAUCUGUACUCUCAAAGGCAUCCACUCUUUCAAAGUCAUCAUCUGAACAAGGAGAUUGUAAGAACAAUGCUCUUGUACCAGGAACCAUUCAAGUAAAUGGCCAUGGAGGACAGCCAUCAAAACUUGUGAAGAGGGGACCUGGAAGGAAACCUAAGGUAGAAGUCAAUACCAAUAGUGGUGAAAUUAUACACAAGAAAAGGGGUAGAAAGCCCAAAAAGCUACAGUAUGCAAAGGCAGAAAAUUCAGAGCAAAAUAACAUGCAUCCCAUCAGAGAUGAAGUGGUUCCUUCUUCAACAUGCAAUUUUCUUUCUGAAAGUAAUAUGGUUAAGGAGGAUUUGUUACAGAAAAAGAGUCGUGGAGGCAGAAAACCCAAAAGGAAGAUGAAAACACAAAAACUAGAUUCAGAUCUUAUAGUUCCUGCAAAUGUUAAAAUGCUAAGGAGAAGUAACCGAAAAAAGACUGAUGAUCCUGUUAUAGAUGAAGAAGAAGAGUUUGAAGAGCUCAAAAGCUCUGAACCCCACAUGAGAACUAGAAACCAAGGUCGAAGGACAGCUUUCUAUAAUGAGGAUGACUCGGAAGAGGAGCAAAGGCAGCUGUUGUUUGAAGACACYUCUUUGACUUUUGGAACUUCUAGUAGAGGACGAGUCCGAAAGUUGACUGAAAAAGCAAAAGCAAAUUUAAUUGGUUGGUAACUUGAACCAAAAUAUUUUACUUCAAAAUCUAUAAAACAGGUACAGUUAAGGAAUAAGUAGAGCUAACACUUCUGCUUCCUUGCUGCUAUGGUGGAUUAGGGAAUGUUAUGAUU
Messenger RNA from Urocitellus parryii (Arctic ground squirrel), 5816 nucleotides. It is a transcript of the gene Phip, whose product is annotated as PHIP subunit of CUL4-Ring ligase complex. The record is from RefSeq and is a predicted model, not a curated record. Gene Ontology annotation, molecular function: protein binding. Gene Ontology annotation, cellular component: nucleus. Gene Ontology annotation, biological process: cytoskeleton organization; regulation of cell shape; regulation of transcription by RNA polymerase II. Lineage: Eukaryota; Metazoa; Chordata; Mammalia; Rodentia; Sciuridae.